Pestalotiopsis fici W106-1 is the source of this 3117-nucleotide messenger RNA. RefSeq lists its product as uncharacterized. Bases 1 to 3117 code for a protein of 1038 amino acids. NCBI's taxonomy places the organism in Eukaryota, Fungi, Ascomycota, Sordariomycetes, Amphisphaeriales, Sporocadaceae. Gene Ontology annotation, molecular function: cysteine-type endopeptidase activity; cysteine-type deubiquitinase activity. The record is from RefSeq and is a predicted model, not a curated record. The transcript is spliced from 2 exons. Gene Ontology annotation, biological process: protein deubiquitination. Gene Ontology annotation, cellular component: cytosol; nucleus.
AUGGCUACACCUACUAAUGGCCACCAUGGCCCAGGGCGGAAAGAGCCAUAUCCUCACGUCGACGACUUGACCUCUGUCACGGUGGACCUCGAUCCGCACACGCCCCUGCGCAAGGUUCUCGAGACCGGUGAUGGCUGCAUGCGCCAGGCCCUCACAUUUAGCGAUUUUGGGCGCAAGGACCUUGCCCUGCGCGAAUAUAUCAAGGCAUUCACCAUCGCCGUCGAGAACAUCCCGAAACAUAAAGACUAUCCGUCCGUCAAGAACGAUCGCAGCGAUCUGGGAAGACUAUAUGUCGCCCUGAAAACAAACCUCACGAAACAUUCAGCACGAUUUGACCGAAUCAAGGCCGAAAUUCGGGAAGAUAAUAAAAAAAGCGGCGUACAACCGAGAAGCAACUCCGAUGCCCUUCUCAUGAACCUGCCCAGCGCACCUACAACUCUGCCGGGUCGCCAUAAAGCAAGCAACAGCGUCAAUGGAAUCGGUUCAUUUGGCUCUAAGCCACCAACGCCAUCGCCGGCAAGCGAGACUCUGGGGCACAGAAGGAACGGGAGCAUGGCUUCACCUCAUAAGAAUAGGCCUCCAAUUCAGCCAAAGCCCCAAGCGCUGCAUGGAAAUGCGAUCAAACCCGCAACGAACGGCGUCGGGCAAGAUUUGGCAAGCCGAUUUGCGAAAUUGCGGGUAAAUCAAGAUGCUUUGGCAGGCACACAAGUUGGCCAAGGAAAGCCAACAGGGCCCAGAGACAUGCCAAGUCGACCGCAAGUGAACAGCGCUGUCCCUACUAUGCCGAAGAUGCCCGACGCAAUAUACAGCCCAGCGCGAGGUACAGUCACCAGUGAGGUGGCAGACCUUCCGUCAAGCACGCCGAGAGGAAUGUUUAGUCGAACCAACUCGAUCGCGUCAGUUGCGCCAUCCUCGGCCAGGAACUCUAUUGAUAUUGGCGUACGACCUUCAACGACGGAGCCCUUCUCAUCGACAAACACUCCAAUGAAUGGUCCCACGGCGACACCCGCUUCACCACGGAUUCGGAUUCCAGCAGGUCCUACCAUUGGGCCCGAGGAGCUACGGGAAUAUAUGCAAAAAGGAGCCAACGUGAUUCGAAUGCUACUGAUAGACGUCCGAAGCCGGGAGGAAUUUGACGAUGGCCACAUCAUGUCACAAAAUACAAUCUGUAUCGAACCUUCUGUGCUCAGUCGUGGGCACAUUUCCGCGGAUGACAUCGAGGAGAGCAUGGGCAUCGCGCCGGAUGAAGAAAUGAGAGCUUUUGAGAACCGCGCCAAGUUUGAUCUUGUGGUUUUGUACGAUGAAGAUUCUGUCAUUUUGCCAGGUCGUCCCGUUGAGGACGAUCAAGCAACCGCACUCUUCACAUUAUACCAAGGCUUGGACCAAUUCAACUACGGGAGGGAGCUCAGAAACAAGCCAAAGCUACUACGUGGUGGCGUAGAAGCAUGGGCAGACAUGUUUGGACGACACAGUCUACAGGAGUCCAAAACAUCUGUAGCAGUCAGAGAUGGUAAAACUCGUACCAAUCUUUCCCGCUUCAGGCCAGAAUAUCGACGAAGAGGACGAGCCAGAGCUCAGACGAAGGCUCUGAGACCAGAAGAAAUCAAGGAAUUUGAAAAGAAAAUCAAAGAGGACGAAGCAGCAGCUAAAUCGCCACAAGAUUUUGUAAGAUCUACAGCAGACUUCCUUCGCCGUUACCCGUCCGCAUCGGAAAUCCAACAGUCGAUGACAGCUCCAGUCAUCGACACUCAAACGCCCUUCGAGACAGAUCUGCCACCGGCUCCCCCUGCUCGGCCGGCACCAUCUGUCCCGCGGACCAGCUACAGCGGUCUCACCAGCAAGACUGCUGCAGAUGAGGUCACUCCAGGUAAGGCUGCGCUGACGGACUCGCCUGCGAGAGACCGACCUACUGGCCUCAUCAACCCACACAUGAAUUGUUUCGCCAACUCGGCGAUACAAGCUAUACUGGCCUCCCCUGGCUUCGCCACGGAACUCGCAAGGAAAGAAUGGGCUAAUCAAUGGAAACCUGCCGUUCCGACACCUCAAUUGAUGUCUAGAAUACUGGGUAAUUUGAUAGAGUGGCUUGCUGGUAGGCAGUUUGAAUCAAUGCAGCCAACAACAUUCAUGAAAUACUGCCAAUCUAUACAUCAAGGGUACCGACUGCCUGGGUCUAACAGACUCUUCAAGUUUGGUGAUGGAACUCAGCACGACUCUUCCGAGUUCCUAUUCGAUUUCGUCUUUUCCCAGUUGGACAAUGAGACGAAUCGCAGCCGCGACACGACUUUUGUCAACUACUCGCAGCCAGGCGAGGAUCUGAAGAAGGCAAACAAGGAAAAGGCCCGGUUUUUAUCGCCUACGGAUCUUGCUAUUGAGUCCUGGCGACUGUACACGUCAUUUCGUGACACGAUAAUGACUUCUUAUUGGGGCGUGUUACACGUGGACAGGAACAUCUGCCAAACAUGCCACGAUUCCGUCGACAGCUUUGGCUACUCCAACUACUUGGACCUAGGCAUCUCAGGCUCCGAUCAUGACCGAUACUUGACCCUGAGAGAGUUGCUGGACGAGCAAUACAAUACCACAGAGCUCCGCCGAGCAGAUGGAGGGAUUGGCUUUGAAUGUGGUUCUGAGAAGGGCGAACAACACAUGUGCAAAGAAGCGUUCACAAAGCUUGCACGUCUCCCACCACUUCUUGCCAUUCGCUUCAAGAGAUGGGAUCACAGCGGAGCCAAAGUCCUGCGCAAAAUCAAGUUUGAGGUUGAGAAUUUGGACUUGAGCAAGUACACCCUGGACCAUUCUGAAAACAGCAACGCGGUGAAAUUCGAUGGUUUCGGCAAGGAGCACCUCUAUGAUCUCUAUGCCGUCAUCACGCAUGGAGGAGCAUCAUCCAAUGGAGGACACUACAUUGCCCACGUCCGCGACAAUGCCGACAAGGAGGGCGUGCGUUGGUUCGUCUGCAAUGACAAGGACGUUUACAAGAGAGUCGUGGGUUCGCGGACCAAUACUCCGCUCGAGAGAGAUUGGUACGAUUGUGCCAACAAGUUUACACCAUUCGUAAUCUUUUACAAGCGAAAGGACAUCCCGUGGUCCUAUGCCAAAGCUAUGCCGGGUCUCAAGUAG